GUUUUCAGCAAUUCACCUCCAUGUUGCGCCAGGCUCUAGGUGUCGGUCGGGCGCUUCAGCCGUCGCGCGCUCUGCAAGCGUCGCACCGUGCCAUACCGUCUGGCGCUCAUGUUCGAGCUUUUCAUGCAUCCGCUCGCGCGUCUGAGCUCCGUCGCCGUGGAGGCGAGGAGGAAAUGCACUCCGAGGAUGCGUUCGACCUGCUCGAAGACGAGUUCGAGGACGAUGACACGACGACGCUGGGUCACCACAUGAUUGACGAGCUGCGGGACAAGCUGUACUACAUGCGUCUCAUCGAGCACGAAUGUCCGAAGCUUGUUGCCUUCCGCAAACCAUUCGUCCCGCCAUCGCCUGACCGUCCCCUUAUCGUGCGGUCAAUUGACUAUGCCGGUGAGGAGCACCCGGUAACGAACAAGCGCGCCAUGACGGUCUCCGUCGACGAGCUCCCGCUGCACAGCGAGCGCGCGAAGCACAAGGUCAAGCUGCUGGCCGGGACGCGCUGGACACCCAGUCCGCCCAAGGACGCUGGUGUGCAGGGGUCUGCUGUCUGGGCCAACGGGUUCAUCAAGAUCUCUUGCGAGGACUUCCCCGACCCGGCCAUGAACCUGAAGUGGAUCCGCGACACGCUCGUGCGGUUGUGCAAGGAAGCUAACAAACCGGACGACCAGUUCCAGCUUUCCGAGCUCCCGGUCGACAUGCGCCACGUCUUCGCGCAGCGCAAGAAAGCCAAGAAGGGCGAUCACAUCCGCGACCGCGUCUUCCACAAGCCAACCAUCUACGACUUCCCCGCUGAGUGGUUGAAGCCCGAGCACCGCAGGCCCGUGCAGCAGAUCCCCGAGCAGUUCGCGGCGGCUGCGGACGGCAUCAUGUCGGCGGCGCGCAACGCGGACUGGGAUGACAACGUCCUCGCGCAGAAGAUGCACUCGCAGUGGGCUGGGGAGGCGGAUGGGUUCGAGGUCCCUCGCACGUCGAAGGGCAAGGUGGACAAGGCCAAGCUGGAGGAGAAGUUGCGCAACAUCGACCCGGCUUUGCUCGACGCCUACCGUGCUAGUGCCUCCGCGCUUCAGAAGCCCGCACCGAAGACAGAGGCGCGACCAUAAAAUAGACCGCUCUAAUAGUCGUAUGCACUGCACUCCUGCUCUCCGUUCCACAUGUGACCGCGUCUGCGCCAUUGAGCCCGGUCGCUUCAGAAAGACAAGGGCAAACAGAUCGUUGAGGUUCGAACAUGUUCCGGCAUUUGCCGCAGCUUAAUGAAUCUUCGCUUUCCU
Schizophyllum commune H4-8 is the source of this 1265-nucleotide messenger RNA. RefSeq lists its product as uncharacterized. The transcript has 3 exons. The record is from RefSeq and is a predicted model, not a curated record. Gene Ontology annotation, biological process: mitochondrial translation. Gene Ontology annotation, molecular function: structural constituent of ribosome. Gene Ontology annotation, cellular component: mitochondrial small ribosomal subunit. NCBI's taxonomy places the organism in Eukaryota, Fungi, Basidiomycota, Agaricomycetes, Agaricales, Schizophyllaceae. Bases 21 to 1097 code for a protein of 358 amino acids.